Molecule: messenger RNA, 912 nt
Organism: Leptosia nina
Lineage: Eukaryota; Metazoa; Arthropoda; Insecta; Lepidoptera; Pieridae
Source: the annotation of a GenBank genome assembly
AUGUCUGAAACAGAAAGACUUGAGACAUCCCCAGGAGAAAACUCAUCUGGUGACACGGGCGACCGCCCAGCUAGCGAACGAGAGGCUUACUUUCAAGCUUUACGAUUAUGGAUCCAACAAGCGCAAAUGUACCAAAACCUUUCCACAUGUUUUCCUUACUACAUGAUGAGUCUGCAAGGGAUGCAAAAUAAUCAGACUAAUGUUCCUCUAUUAAAUAAUAACUACCAAUUCCAAGGACAACAGUUUCCUUUCCAAGUGCCUAUACCUCCGAGACCAGCACCGGAUGCACAGGUUCCAUUGCCGCCACUAAGUCCUGCUGAAGUUAUACAAAGACAUGGAGGGUAUGAGUAUGUCAUACCACCACUCUAUAAGCGUUUACUGGCGGAAUUCAUAGACUUUAUGUUGCUGUUUGUCCUGAAGUUGAUAGUAACUUUCAUAGCGGUUGAUAUGUUUGACAUUAUUGAUUUAGAUAAAUUUGACAUAUACAAGAUAAGUGAGAAUUAUGAUGACUAUAAAUAUGCUAUGGAACUAACAUCAGAAAUUUUACUCUUGGAAAUUAUAUACAGACUUAUUGUGUGUUUGUUAGAGGCUUAUUGCCUUAGUAGUGCUGGAGGGAGGGUUGGUGGGACAACACCAGGAAAAGGCCUCUUGGGUCUCAGAGUCGUCACUGCAGCAGCUGUAGUACCAGUUGAGGGCAGGCCAAGAGAAACAGUGCUGCUAUAUCCAGGAAGACCUUUGACUUUCACUGUAUCUCUAAUUCGUUCUCUCCUAAAGAAUUUCCUUAUUUCUCUUUUGUUUCCACUUUGUGUUAUUCUUUUUGUAUUCAGAUUCAAUCGCACCGGUUACGAUUUAUUGUGUGGUGUCAUAGUUGUUGAAGAAAACUUAUAUCCCCCAAGGAGACACGCCCCUUGA